AUCCGCCUAUUUUAUCGGACUCUCCGACACCAAAUCCCCCAAUCAAGACCCGAUCAAGAACCGAAGCUUCCAUCGAAUCCUCGCUCGCCAAGUCCGCCCGGUCCGAAUCCUCGCCGAUUUCGUGCCCGCUCGAUUCGAGGCCGCGGAGCGAUUUGGGCGCGGAAUUCGGAAGGGGGGGAUUCGGGCGCGCGGACGGACGGAGGCGAUCGAGGGGAGCAGCCAUGAGCGAGGUGUUCGAGGGCUACGAGCGCCAGUACUGCGAGGUCUCCGCCUCCCUCUUCCGCAAGUGCACCGCCGCCUCCGCUCUCGAUGGAGAGAAGAAGAAGCAGAGGCUCUCAGAGAUACAGUCCGGCGUGCAGGAAGCUGAAUCGCUGAUUCGGAAGAUGGACCUGGAAGCGAGGAGCCUGCAGCCGAGCACGAAAGCGGGUUUGCUAGCUAAGCUGCGGGAAUACAAAUCUGACCUCAACAACCUCAAGAGCGAGAUCAAGAGGAUCUCGUCGCCCAAUGCCAGGCAGGCUACAAGGGAGGAACUCCUUGAGUCUGGCAUGGCUGACACACUCGCGGUGUCUACUGAUCAAAGGGGAAGGUUGAUGAUGACAACUGAGCGACUGAAUCAGUCCACUGACAGAAUUAAACAGAGCCGAACAACUAUGCUGGAGGCAGAAGAUCUUGGUGUGUCAAUUCUUCAGGACCUUCAUCAACAACGGCAGUCACUACUGCAUGCCCACACUACCUUGCAUGGUGUCGAUGAUAACAUUGGCAAGAGCAAAAAGAUCCUGGCGGCGAUGUCAAAGAGGAUGGACAGGAACAAGUGGAUCAUUGGGGGAAUCAUGUCAGCUCUAGUUCUCGCCAUACUUAUCAUACUGUACUUUAAGUUCGCCUACUGAGCCAGGCAGGUCCUCCAAGUUGCAAGUGUGCUGAGUGAUUGUGUGGUAAGGUAGUGUGGACGCUGUACAUUGGACAACCCAGGCUGUCCCUCCAAAGUUCACCUGUUUCCCCGAGCAUCAAACAUUCGAGCGGUUCAUUGUCACGUCAUGUAUAGUAACACUCUGAUCAGAUGUGCCUGAUCAAUUUGUGAUGUAAGUAUUCAAAA
Messenger RNA from Lolium rigidum, 1093 nucleotides. Its product is annotated as vesicle transport v-SNARE 13-like. NCBI's taxonomy places the organism in Eukaryota, Viridiplantae, Streptophyta, Magnoliopsida, Poales, Poaceae. The record is from RefSeq and is a predicted model, not a curated record. Gene Ontology annotation, molecular function: SNAP receptor activity; SNARE binding. The transcript has 5 exons. Gene Ontology annotation, cellular component: endoplasmic reticulum membrane; late endosome membrane; ER to Golgi transport vesicle membrane. Gene Ontology annotation, biological process: vesicle fusion; intracellular protein transport; vesicle-mediated transport. Bases 222 to 887 code for a protein of 221 amino acids.